This is a messenger RNA of Tauraco erythrolophus (red-crested turaco), 6096 nucleotides long. NCBI's taxonomy places the organism in Eukaryota, Metazoa, Chordata, Aves, Musophagiformes, Musophagidae. The record is from RefSeq and is a predicted model, not a curated record.
CGUGUCGAGGGAUGCUGUGCGGGUUCGGGGCGGUGUGUGAGAGAAGCUCCACCGACCCCUCCCAAGCCUCCUGCGUCUGCAAGAAGACAGCUUGCCCCGUCGUGGUGGCUCCUGUCUGCGGCUCUGAUUACUCCACCUACAGCAACGAGUGUGAGCUGGAGAAGGCCCAGUGCAACCAGCAGAGGCGGAUCAAAGUCAUCAGCAAGGGACCAUGUGGCUCCAAGGACCCCUGCGCAGAGGUGACCUGCAGCUUUGGCAGCACGUGCGUCCCCUCCAGUGACGGCCAGUCAGCCAAGUGUGUCUGCCCGUCGUCCUGCAGCGGCGUGCCCGAGAGCCCCGUGUGCGGCAGUGACGGCAAAGACUACCGCAGCGAGUGCGACCUCAACAAGCACGCCUGCGACAAGCAGGAGAAUGUUUUCAAGAAGUUCGACGGCGCCUGUGACCCGUGUAAAGGCGUCCUUAACGACAUGAAUCGUGUUUGCCGGGUGAACCCCCGCACUCGAAGGGUGGACCUGCUCCCCCGCCCCGAGAACUGUCCCUCAAAGAGGGAACCUGUGUGCGGCGAUGACGGGGUGACUUACGACAACGAGUGCGUGAUGGGGCGCUCGGGGGCCGUCCGAGGACUGGAGAUCCAGAAGGUGCGUUCAGGGCAGUGCCAGCAUCAGGACAAAUGCAAGGACGAGUGCAAGUUCAACGCUGUCUGCCUGAACCGCCGCGGCACCACUCACUGCUCCUGCGACCGCAUCGCCUGCGAUGGUGCCUACCGGCCUGUCUGCGCCCGGGACAGCCGGACCUACAGCAACGACUGUGAGCGCCGGAAGGCUGAGUGCCACGAGAAGGCUGCCAUCCCAGUAAAGCACAGUGGACCCUGUGACCUGGGCACACCCAGCCCGUGCCUGAGCAUGGAGUGCACCUUCGGCGCCACGUGCGUGGUGAAGAACCAGGAGGCUGUGUGCGAGUGCCAGCAGGUGUGCCAGGGCCGCUACGACCCCGUGUGCGGCAGCGACAACCGCACCUACGGCAACCCCUGCGAGCUCGACUCCAUGGCCUGUGUCCUCAAGAAGGAGAUCAAAGUGAAGCACAAGGGGCCCUGCGACCGUUGUGGCAAGUGCCAGUUUGGGGCCAUCUGCGAGGCGGAGACGGGAAGGUGCGUGUGCCCCACGGAGUGCGUUCCCUCCUCUCAGCCCGUGUGCGGCACAGAUGGCAACACGUACGGCAGCGAGUGCGAGCUCCACGUCCGGGCGUGCACGCAGCAGACAAACAUUUUGGUGGCUGCCCAAGGAGACUGCAAGUCCUGCGGCAGCACGGUGUGCUCCUUCGGCAGCAAGUGCGUGGGUGGGCAGUGCGUGUGCCCGCGCUGCGAGAGGCAGCCCUUGGCUCGGGUGUGCGGCAGCGACGGCCUCACCUACGACAACCAGUGUGAGCUGCAGGUGGCCUCCUGCCAGCAGCAGAAGAGCAUCGAGGUUGCCAGGACGGGGCCGUGUGAGGACGAGUGCGGCUCAGGGGGCUCAGGCUCCGGCGAUGGUAGUGAAUGUGAACAGGACCGGUGCCGGCAGUACGGGGGCUGGUGGGACGAGGAUGCAGAAGACGACCGCUGUGUGUGUGACUUCACCUGCGUGGCAGUGCCACGCAACCCGGUGUGUGGCUCUGAUGGUGUGACCUACACCAACGAGUGUGAGCUGAAGAAGACACGGUGUGAAAAACGCCAGGAUCUCUAUGUCACUAGCCAAGGAGCCUGCCGCGCCCUUGCCACAACACCACCACCUCUUCUGGUCGUGCAUUGCAGCCAGACCAUCUACGGAUGCUGCCCAGACAACAUGACCUUGGCGCUUGGAGUGGGUGCAGCUGGAUGCCCAAGCACCUGCCAGUGCAACCCCUACGGCUCCUACGGGGGAACGUGUGACCCCGCGACGGGGCAGUGCUCCUGCAAGCCGGGUGUGGGGGGCCUGAAGUGCGACCGCUGCGAGCCCGGCUUCUGGAACUUCCGCGGCAUCGUCACCGACAGCAAGAGCGGCUGCACGCCCUGUAACUGUGACCCAGUGGGUUCAGUGCGUGAUGACUGUGAGCAGAUGACCGGACUGUGCUCCUGCAAGACUGGUAUCACUGGCAUGAAAUGCAACCAGUGCCCCAACAGCAGCAAGCUGGGCACAACGGGCUGUGAGAAAGACCCGUCAGCCCCAAAAUCCUGUGAGGAAAUGAGCUGCGAGUUUGGGGCCUCAUGCGUGGAAGUCAACGGCUUUGCCCACUGCGAGUGCCCGUCCCCGCUCUGCUCGGAGGCCAACAUGACCAAGGUGUGUGGCUCUGAUGGUGUCACUUAUGGGGACCAGUGCCAGCUGAAGACCAUUGCCUGCCGGCAGGGACAGGUCAUCACAGUGAAGCACGUGGGGCAGUGCCACGAGUCCAUCACUCACACAAGCCACACCUCACCACCCACGCCGCUGCCCACGCUUCCCCUGGACAAGUUAAUCCUUCCUCCGCCACUGCGGCUCACCACCCAGGCUCCAGAACCCACUGAGCUGGCUACCAGCACCCUCCUGUUGGAAACCAGGCCUACUGAAAGAGGUCACCAUACAACAAGGCGCGUCACGACUGCCAGACCAGCCAGUACCCAUGGGGUGUAUAAGACCACCGUCCGCCCUCUUUCCACUGCGCCAGUGGUCCUGGCCACCACCCAGCUUGCUUAUGUUGAAUCAGGCAGUGCAGAAGGCAGUGGAGACCAAGAGAUGGGCAUCAGUGGAGACCAGGAGUCCAGUGGGGCAGGCUCUGCCGGGGAAGAGGAGGUGGAGGAGAGCCAGGUAACUGCCACCCCAGCCAUCGAGAGGGCGACGUGCUACAACACCCCGCUGGGGUGCUGCUCUGAUGGCAAGACUGCAGCUGCUGAUGCAGAAGGCAGCAACUGUCCGGCUACCAAAGUCUUCCAAGGAGUCCUCAUCUUGGAGGAGGUGGAAGGCCAGGAGCUGUUCUACACACCUGAGAUGGCUGACCCCAAGUCAGAGCUCUUUGGGGAGACGGCCAGGAGCAUUGAGAGUGCGCUGGAUGAGCUUUUCCGCAACUCUGACGUUAAGAAGGAUUUCAAGAGCAUCCGUGUCCGAGACUUGGGGCAGAGCAGCGCUGUCCGUGUUAUUGUGGAGUCCCAUUUUGACCCAGGUAAGAGCCUUCCUGGUACGGCAGCUGACGUCCAAGGAGCCCUGCUGAAGCAGAUCAAAGCUUCCAAGAAGACAACCAUCCUGGUGAAGAAGCCCCAGCAGGACCACGUCAAAUUCAUGGACUUUGACUGGAUCCCUAGGCUCUUCACCACCACUGUGACCACAACCACGGCCACCACCAUGGCACCCGCCACCACCCGGAGGUACACCACGGCCGCCGCUGCCACCACGGUCCACGUCCUGCGCCCGGAUGCAGCGGGCCGACCCAGCAGCAAGACGGCAGGAGCUGUGAGCACCAAGAGACCCACCUCCACCCUCCCUGCCACCACCCGGCGGAAGCCCACGCGCCAGCCCCCUGCCACGAAGAAACCCUCGCGGCCCUGCGACUCGCACCCCUGCCUGCACGGCGGCACCUGCGAGGAUGACGGGAAGGAGUUCACCUGCAGCUGCCCGGCCGGCAAAGGGGGAGCCGUCUGCGAGAAACCUAUCAGAUACUUCAUCCCCAGCUUUGGUGGCAAGUCCUACCUGGCCUUCAAGAUGAUGAAGGCGUACCACACCGUGCGCAUCGCCAUGGAGUUCAGGACUGUGGAGCUCAGCGGGCUGCUGCUCUACAACGGGCAGAACCGUGGCAAAGACUUCAUUUCCCUGGCACUGGUUGGUGGCUUCGUGGAGCUCAGGUUUAACACUGGCUCCGGCACGGGCGUCAUCACCAGCAAGGUCCGCGUUGAGCCUGGCAAGUGGCACCAGUUAGUGGUGAACCGCAACCGCCGCAGCGGCGUGCUGUCCGUCGACGGGGAGCCCCACGUCAGCGGGGAGAGCCCGACGGGCACCGACGGGCUCAACCUCGACACGGACCUGUUCAUCGGGGGAGCGCCGGAGGACCAAAUGGCUGCGGUGGCGGAUCGUACUGCGGCUACAACUGGCCUGAAGGGCUGCAUCCGCCUCCUGGACGUGAACAACCAGAUGUACGACCUGCGGGAGAAAGGCAGUGAUGUGCUGUAUGGCAGCGGGGUGGGCGAGUGCGGCAAUGACCCCUGUCCCCCCAACCCCUGCCACCACGGUGGCAUCUGCCACGUCAAGGAGGCAGAGAUGUUCCACUGCGAGUGCCUCUACACCUACACCGGACCAACGUGUGCCGACGAGAGGAAUCCCUGCGACCCUACGCCCUGCCAUGUCUCUGCCACCUGCCUGGUGCUGCCAGAGGGAGGUGCCUUGUGUGCCUGUCCCAUGGGCCGGGAAGGAGACUUCUGCGAGCUAGUGACAGAGCAGGACCACACCAUGCCCUUCCUCCCGGAGUUCAAUGGCUUCUCCUUCCUGGAGCUGAACGGGCUGCAGACCUUCGUUCCUGACCUGGACAAAAUGUCCAUGGAAGUUGUGUUCCUGGCCAAGAACCCCAGCGGCAUGAUCUUCUACAACGGCCAGAAAACAGAUGGCAAAGGGGACUUUGUCUCUCUGGCCUUACACGAUGGCUACCUGGAGUACAGAUACGACCUGGGCAAGGGGGCAGCUGUGCUCAGGAGCAAAGAGCCAGUUCCUCUGAACACCUGGAUAAGUGUCUUGUUGGAGAGGAAUGGGCGCAAAGGGGUGAUGAGGAUCAACAACGGCGAGAGGGUGAUGGGAGAGUCGCCGAAAUCCCGUAAGGUGCCUCACACUUUCCUGAACCUGAAGGAGCCGUUUUAUGUGGGGGGAGCCCCUGAUUUCAGCAAGCUAGCUCGAGCAGCCGCCAUCUCCACCAGCUUCGAUGGAGCUGUGCAGAGGAUCUCCGUCAAGGGGGUGCCUGUGCUGAAGGAGCAGAACAUCCGCAGCGCCAUUGAGAUCUCCCCCUUCCGAGGCCACCCCUGUACCCAGAAGCCGGGUCCUUGCCAGAAUGGAGGCACUUGCAGCCCCCGGCUAGAGAGCUACGAGUGUGCCUGCCAGAGGGGCUUCUCCGGGGCUCACUGCGAGAAAGUGAUCAUUGAGAAAGCUGCUGGAGAUGCAGAGGCCAUUGCUUUUGAUGGUAGGACAUAUAUGGAGUACCACAAUGCCGUGACAAAGAGCCACCUGACCAAUGAGAUCCCCGCUCCCGAAGCGCUGGACUAUCCUGCGGAGCUCAGUGAGAAGGCUUUGCAGUCAAACCACUUUGAACUAAGCAUCAAAACAGAAGCCACUCAGGGGCUGAUCCUGUGGAGUGGGAAGGGGCUGGAGCGAUCGGACUACAUUGCCCUCGCCAUCGUGGAUGGCUUCGUACAAAUGACCUACGACCUCGGUUCCAAGCCAGUCGUCCUACGAUCCACGGUCCCAGUCAACACCAACCAGUGGAUUCAUAUCAAAGCGUACAGGGUACAGAGAGAAGGGUCCCUUCAAGUUGGCAACGAAGCCCCCGUCGCUGGCUCUUCUCCGCUUGGUGCAACACAGCUAGACACAGAUGGGGCCCUGUGGCUGGGGGGAAUGGAGAAGCUGAGCGUGGCUCACAAGCUGCCCAAGGCCUACAGCACUGGUUUUAUUGGCUGCAUACGGGACGUGAUUGUCGACCGCCAAGAACUGCAUCUGGUGGAGGACGCUUUAAACAACCCCAGGAUAUUACACUGCUCAGCCAAAUAGACCCCCAGGGACCCUCCCUUCUCCUUCCCUCCCUCCUGCCUAUUGCUGUAAUUAUUUUCUAUUUUUGUAAACUUAUUGCUUUUUAUAUUUUGGGGGGAGGGGGGAAAGGGAGGGGAGGAAACACCUUUUCUUUUGGGUUAUUUGUUCGGUUGCAGUCUAUCCAGGUCAGUCAGACUCUAAUCAAACAGCAGCAACGAAGAACAAGCCUUGAACCAAGUCUCCAAGAAGUGACAGAAGAACUUCCCCAUUGCACCUGCAUUGUAAAUCUUAUUCAUACUUGAAGCUUCUUUUUGAGUGAUUUUUUUCCCCCUCCUUACUUGUGUUCUCGGGUUGUUGUUCACACCUGUGGGGGAAAGGAUGCUGGUGCUGG